Molecule: messenger RNA, 3461 nt
Organism: Oldenlandia corymbosa var. corymbosa
Lineage: Eukaryota; Viridiplantae; Streptophyta; Magnoliopsida; Gentianales; Rubiaceae
Source: the annotation of a GenBank genome assembly
GGACGGUUAAAUUAAUUUAGGAUUAUUAGUGAUAAUAACUGAAAAAGAAAAGGAAAAGAAAAAAAGGAAGAAGAAUAAUCCCUCCUUAAAGCCGUUUUGUAUAUAAACUCGCGAACAUGCCCUAAUCCAAAACUUCUCUCUCCUCACUCUUUUUUCAAGAUCGUUCGAGUUAGUCUCCGAAUCACACAAGUCCGAACUGAAAGAUAAUUAUGUACGGUCAAGAAGGUGACGGAUCUGGUCAACCGCCUGUUGGUGGCGGCGGCUAUGGAGGUAACGGCGCUGGAGCUUAUGGAGGUGGAUAUGGCGGAGGCUACGGUGACUCUGGAGGAGGUGGAUACGGAGCUUCCGGAGGCAGCGGGGGAUACGGAGGUGCCGAUGGUGGUUACGGAGGUGGUGCCGGCGGCGGCGGUUACGGUGGCAGCGGCGGCCGAGGUGGAGGCGGAGCUUCUGGGGGCAGCGGGGGAUAUGGCGGUGGCGAUGGGGGUUAUGGCGGCGGAGGCGGCGGGGGUUAUGGAGGUGGUGGAGGUGGGGGCUAUGGUGGUAGCGGUGGCCGAGAUGGAAGUGGAGGCGGAGGCAGAGGAACUGGCGGUGAUGGCGGAGGUUACGGUAACAACUCUCGAGGGAGUGGAGGUGGAUAUCAAGGAGGCGAUCGCCGUGGUGGAUACCAAGGAGAUCGUGGUGGCCGUGGUGGAGGAGGUGGCCGUGGUGGAGGAAGUGGCAGGGAAGGAGAUUGGCGGUGCCCUAAUCCAAGUUGUGGGAAUUUAAACUUUGCUAGAAGAGAUAAGUGUAACAAAUGUGGUGCACUCCCUCCUUCUGGUACUGGCGACCGAGGUGAGAGAGGUGGUGGUAAUUAUAGUAGAGGGGACAAUGACGGGGGAUAUGGCAAUAGUCGAGGGGGAAGAAGUGGGGGCAAUAGGGGGGGUGGUUAUAGUCAAGGAAGAGAUGAUGGCGGUUAUGGUCAGGGUAAUCCUGUUGCUCCUUAUGGUGGUGGACCAGGAGGAAACUAUCCACCACCCCCUAGCACUUAUGGUGGGAACCCUAAUUAUGCAACUGAAGCCGUGCCUCCCCCUACAAGCUACACUGGUGGGCCUGCUUCGUAUCCAUCUUAUGGUGCUCCAACCAAUUAUCGUUCUGAUGCACAAUCUGCGGCACGUGGCGGUGGACGAGGUAACCAAGAUGGAGGCUAUGGAGGCGGUCCAAGAAACUCAGGAGGUGGAUAUGGCGGUCCAGCUGAAGAACCUGUUAAAGUCAAGCAGUGUGAUGAAAAUUGUGGGGAUACAUGUGACAACUCAAGGAUUUACAUUUCAAAUUUGCCUCCAGAUGUGACCAUUGAAGAACUAAGGGAACUGUUUGGAAGCAUUGGACAAGUUGCAAGGAUCAAACAAAAGAGAGGGUACAAGGACCAGUGGCCCUGGAGUAUAAAGCUAUACACUGAUGACCAAGGAAAUAACAAAGGAGAUGCAGUCUUGUCUUACGAAGAUCCUUCUGCGGCACAUUCGGCUGGGGGUUUUUUUAAUAGUAUACCACCCAUUCAAACUUAAAUUGUCUUUUUAACUCAUAAUUAACUUAUUAGAUAGCUGAUCGAGUAUCUUCAAUUUUCUUUUUAGAUCAUGAGCUUAGAGGUCACAAAAUCAGUGUCGCCAUGGCGGAGAAAUCUGCACCAAAAGCUGCCCCUUCAUAUGGAUCUGGUGGAGGUGGUAGAGGCGGUUAUGGAGGGGAUAGACGUAGAGACAACUACAGGGAUGGUGGAGGUCCAGAUAGAAAUUACCAUGGUGGAAACCGUUCACGACCAUACUAAAGCUCAUGCGAGCAUAUUUGUACUAAAAUUAUGAUGGGAGGGGUUUUUAUUGUAUUCCAUUUGCAGCUUUGUUCUCUAAUUGGAGAUAAAAAGGUAGGUUGUCCACUUGCUUCGAGCAAUACCUGUUUCCUCUAUGUUUUGUCUUCUAGUUGGUGAGUUUUCUCUUCUAUUUCAGAUUACGGAUUAAUUUGAACUGUGUGAAUGUUUUUAUAGAGCCAAGGGGAUAUUCUCCAAAUUGCUGCUAUGCUAGGUUGAAAAUUUUCAGGUGAGUGUUGCUUGUCACUAGUUGCGUACUUCUGUUACGUUGACCCUAGUGAAUGGUGCUUCUGAUUGGAUUUUUUUUAGGCCGUCCCUGUUUACAUUUGUUGUAGUUCUUUCUCUUUACCACGUUGAUGGUAUUCCCUAGUGCCACUGUUUUGGGAUUAGCUAGUAUUUGAUGUCGCAGACAUUUUUAGGGCUUUUUUUUUAUAGCAUAUGAUUAGCAUAGCCUCAAUUGGAUAGGAUUCUAACUCUAAAAUGUAGUUUUACUUUUGAUAAUGGAAAUUUCCCAAAUUUUACCUUCAACGCUUGGUUCACCCAAAACUGAGCUAGAUAUGCAGAACUAUAAUUCCUUCAAAGAUUUGUCAUGGUUCUCAAAUGCCGAAUACCAAUAAUAGAGGUGGACAAGACCUAUUUCUCUUUUCUUAUGGGAUUUUACGAAAAUGGAUGCCAAGAUCUUUAACUUGUGGUUUCCUGUUUAAAUCUUUAUAAUUUCUUAUUAGUUGGGGAAUUAUUUUAUGUAAUUGGUUUAUGGUAUCGUAAUGGUUUGAUAAAAACUGAUUACGCGCCCAUGGAACUGCAACUUGAAGACUCUGGCCAUUAGAGGAUGCUUUUCUGGAUCUUGUGAACCUCUAGGGACCCUCAAACUGCCUGAGAAAUGUUUUCCUACAUAAAAUGAGUCUGAAAGCUGCUCUUCGCUGCCAUUUCCCUGCAGCUUGUAGGUAGAGAGUCGUUUUGGAAUUUCUUCACCUGAUUGCUUCUGUCUGCUCUAGAACAGAUUGUCUUUAAUUUUUUGGGUUUUUAUUUUAUUUUAUUUUUUAUUUUUUUCCCGCCCUAGUUUCCGUUAAGCUUUUGUAUGUAGUUGAACCGAUCUCUGUAUUGGAUAGGAAAUGAGAUCCAAUUUAUUUACCGUUCCAUUGUUGUGCUCCCAAUGUCCUAACUCUGAUUUAUCGGCAAUGUCCAAUGAAUGAGAGUGAUAAUCACAAAUAGCUAAUGAAUGCCACAAUGACUCUGUGAUUGAUAUGUCAACAAAACGUAGAUUGCACAAAAUUAAUCAUCUAAGUUCUGCCCAAAUGAAUCAUCUAAGAUUUGCCCGUUAUUAAUUUUCACGCGACUCCACUGUUUAUUCUAGAAAGAGAAGUGUAGAUACCACUAUUUAAAAAAAAAGAUUAGUAUGUAGAAAUUCUACACUAUAAUUUGGCACAGAAUUUCUUAUGUAUAAUCACUCCUAUGCAAAAUCAGGAUAAUAGUAAUAGUAAAAGUUUUAUUGUUAUUGCUUUUAUUAUUACUCAUUAUUUGGUGGGGAUAGGAAAUGGUUCUAAGCUCAUUUAUUAGUCCUUCCUUUGUUGUCUAGUUUGAAUUUUCAUUUUUAGUUCAAAUUAUUUUAAAAGUAAAAUCUCAAAUU